Messenger RNA from Bactrocera latifrons, 3862 nucleotides. Its product is annotated as peptidoglycan-recognition protein LC-like. The transcript has 6 exons. Gene Ontology annotation, biological process: peptidoglycan catabolic process. Gene Ontology annotation, molecular function: zinc ion binding; N-acetylmuramoyl-L-alanine amidase activity. Lineage: Eukaryota; Metazoa; Arthropoda; Insecta; Diptera; Tephritidae. The record is from RefSeq and is a predicted model, not a curated record. The coding region runs from base 1411 to 3129 and encodes 572 amino acids.
UACAUUAUCGACGCUCGGUGUGCGUCUACACAGCUAAUGAGCGAUUCACGCAAUGUGUUUGUUAUUGUAAUAUAAUAUUAUGAUAAUUCAAUUAAUACAAAUUUUAUGCAAAACGCGCUAAACAUCCUCGGUUUCAUGGUUCACGUUUAGGUUUAUUAUAAUAAUAUAUCGAAGUGCCGUAAAGCAAUGGAUGAGUGUGUAUGUUAAAAAAUGAUUGAGAUUCCCAAAUAAAUAUUUAAAAAAUCUACAAUAAAUUUUCAGAACAAGAUAUUAAUUUAAUUCUUCGAUUAGUGUCGUGAUUCUUAAUAGUAAACAGAAAAUGUAACACCAAAGUGUUUAUGUCGUCUCCGUUUCUUAAGAUAAAAUGUUUCAAUAACUUAGUGAUUACAAACGUCGGACAUUUGGUCGCCUUUAGGCUAACCUCAUUACGGAAUUAAAGCGAUUGUGGGGCGAGUUUACGGAGAGAACCUCUCAAUUUCGUUCGGUUGAUCGUAGUGUUAACAGUCGUGGAAGCACACACAUACACAAGUGGAGCAGCAUGAUGGAGAAUUCACAGCUUCAGGUACGAACACUCGGGCUCGGUAUCGCUUGAUCGAGUGAGCCGCACUCAGUUGAUCACAAACGCUUCAGCGCAUCGCCAAUAUUAACUGGUACGGAGAAACGCAAGCCUGUAGCGACUUGCUUGCUAAGUACGUAGAGUUUUUGUGUAGAGAUUUUGAGAAAAUACUGAGCAAAAAAAGCCUAUAAUUUUUGUUGUAUUGCUCCAAGUGCAAACGAGUUGUGUGUGUUCCUCGUCAAUAAAUAUACAAAUGAAUUAAGAAAAAAUUCACUUAACUGUCAUGCAAAUGAAUGUGUAAUUAAGUAAAUACUCGUACAUAUUUAUGAGUGAAACGAAAAAUGGAAAUUUUACACUAAGCUUUUGUCGACAUUCAACAAGUACGAAACAGAGCUUUAACUGAGCAACGGAGUUCGACGUGAUUAAAAGAAGGGGGUGGGAAAAAAGAACUGCAAUACAUACACACGUAAAACAAAAUGAAAAAAACAUAGUGUAAAUUUAAUAAAAUCAAAUCUAUAAUAAUAAAAAGUGUGAAUUAAGACACUCCAAAGAGUGUUGUGCUAUUUAGUGUAAAACAAGUUACUCAAGCUAAGGCGAUAAAUCAUUCCUACAAAUGAUGAUUGUUUUGCCGCCAUAAAAAGCCCAAUUCUAUAGCCCCUGAGCCAAGAAAUAGUUGUGAAAUGUCGCCGGAUAUAAAAACAAUAUAAUAAUAAGUAUCAAAAGCAUUUCGGCAAUGAUAACUGGGGACUGUUGAAAAUAUGUAAUGCAAUAAAAGCGAAAGUGCAUGUCUUAGCAAUAACAGUAUUCCGAACUCAAGUAUUGAUUACGACGUUCUGUACAAAGAUUAAAAAAAAAUGCAUUUAAAGAAUGAUAAUGAAAUGAACUCAAAUCCUCAAAUAAGUGCUCAUCUGAAUGUUGAAUCGGUAGCAGUGAAACCAAGCGCAUUUAGUGCCACAUCAGCAGGAGACGAGGCAGCAAUAACACCCUCAACCUCGUCAGCUGGCAGUUGUGCCUCUUCAACAGACUCUGGCGUUAUCAUUACCGACUACAAAAGUCUAAAAGUCAACAAUGUUGAUAUCAAUCGCGACAAUUUCAAUUGCAAUGGUACAAGUGGCAACAACGCAAAAGAUAACAGCAACAGCAAUAUCGUCAACGGCUAUGACGACAAGCGGCGGCGGAGUGUGGAAAGUUUGAAAACAAACAAGAAUAUUACAAUAAAUACACAAAUUGACAAUAAUAGCAUAAAUAUUGAAAAUGUAAUCAAUGUGCGGCGGCAACGAAACUCAUCCGGCAGCAGGGCGUCUUCGAAGAAUGGCUCGCCGGCAGUGUCGAUACGCAGUAAUACCAUAUCGAUCAUAUCGAUUGAUGAAAAUGCCAUCGACUCCAGUGUCGUCGACUCGGACUCGGACUAUGAAGGACAAUACAGCGGGUGUGUUGUGAAAAAGCUUGGUCAGCAAACAACCUACGAACCAAACCACCCCAAUUUGCCGAAUAUUAAUAAAGGCAUGCAAGUGCUAAGUCAGACUAUAAGUCCUGGUGCAAUACCCCCAACAGCCGGCCCACUAUCCGAGACGAUACUCAAUGGUGGUGCGCUUGCACCCCCCGUACUCGGCCCUCCUACGUCGCCGAGUUCAGCGCAAAUCGGUAGCAUCGCACUCUCGAAUUCCACAGAUGUUACCUUCGGCGAUAAGCAUUUUUACGAGGGUCCCGUAACGAUACAACAGUUUCUCAUUGAUAGUCGUGAUAAAUGGAAAAACGGUGAAGAGGGAAGUGAUAAUCCUGCCUUCACUGGCGAUCCAGAAAACGGCGAAAAACCUAAUAGUUCAUCCACACCGCCCGAAACUUCAUAUAUAUUCAAUUUUCAUCGGCGAGCUGUCAUCAUUACCGGCACUGUAAUACUACUCACAAUAUUAGCUGGUAUAGCUAUAGUCACGGUGAAUGCUCUCACAAAACAGACGAUUCGAAAAAGUAAGCUUCUAGGCGAUGGCGACGAUUCCAGAAAGCAUAUUCCAAUCAAUUCAACAAUAGCGGAUGAUAACGUGGGAGGGGGCAAGAUAUUGCGAAUUGUUCCACGUGAUGCCUGGUUAGCCCAGCCGCCUUCAAGUGAUCCGUUACCUYUGGCGACACCCGUCAAAAAAGUCAUUGUUCUACCGACGCGCACUGAUGAUUGUGAAACACAGGCCAUGUGCGUUUACCGGGUGCGCAUGACACAAACUCUAAACAUCGAAUCUCAAAAUCACGAUGAUAUUAUCUACAACUUUCUAAUUGGCGGCGAUGGCAAUGUGUAUGAAGGUCGUGGAUGGGAUGCGAUCGGUGCCCAUUUGCGCGGCUUCAAUUCGGAUAGUAUUAGUUUCGCCUAUAUUGGUACUUUUAAAAAGCAGAAACCUGCGGAAAAGCAAAUGGACGUCACCAAAUUGCUGCUUGASGAAGGUGUGCGACUUGGUAAACUCUCGCAGGAUUAUAAGAUAUAUGGAGCAUAUAUGUUGGAUCCGACUUCGACGGAUGUUCAGUCAGAUGAGUUGUACAACAGCUUCAAGGGUUGGCCACAUUGGUCUGAAUACGUAGCUCAGUAAGGCGCAAUAUAUGUAUAUGUACAUAUGUAUAUUGAAUAAGUAUAUAGGUGUCAUUGGAAUCUAAAUAAAUGUUUAUAAAAUUUUUAUGAAAUUUCUCAAAUUUUGUCCUAAUAAUAAUAUAUAAAGUGUGUUUCUAAAGUAGUUUUCAUAUUUCUACAUUAGUAAAUAUAUAAGUAAUUAAUUGUGAAUGUUAGCUUUUAAGWYAGAUUUAAGAAUUUUAACAAAAGCUYGACCGAAAUUGUGAGCUCAUUUUGAYUUGGUAGAUGUUUUCAUACUUUGGAGCGUGUUUGUACCGAAAUCGCCCGUUUUUAUAGAUCAUGGCAAUCUCAACAAAUGUUUAUAAUAUUUUUAUGAAAUUUCUCAUUUCUAUUUCUCUCAAGUUUUGUGAUAAUAGUUACAAAGAAUUUUUUCUAGUCAAAAAUACAAGCAUUUAAACACAAUUUUUUUUUUUACAAAAUUUUUUAUUAUAUUGUAAAGUAAUGAAAGAAUAGCUCUCCCGCGUUUUUAAAUUGAAGUCAUUACGAGACAGAGUUAAAAUAUCAUUUGUAAUUCUCAUAAAAUUAUAUAAAUUGUGAUAUUUGAAAUAGUUUUUAAUGGCAAUUUUGCAAAUCAAAAAAUUGUAACUACUAAUGUAGUUUCGAACAACAAUAACCAUCAAUAUUAGCAAUUCAUUCAUAAUGGCAUAGUGACUAACUGAAUUCUUUAACCUCAUAAUAAAUUAAUAAAAACAAUC